AAUCAUUGGAAUCGUAGAUGUUGGAAAUGUUCUACUGUAAAUUUGAUUAUUCUUCUGUCCUUCGCCCCACUGUUUCACUUACAUGUUCGGAAUGUGUGGGGGUCUUGUAGUGGUAUUUCGAUAGUUUUGUCAUGUUAAAAAAUGACUUGGAAUCCCUUGAGGAGAAAUUACUUGUCCACCAAGCCAAGUCCAGCUCCGCUUGUUCUUGCUAAGAUAGAUGAACGAAAUUUGGAGAUUGUAUUUCAAAGACUACAAAACAUUGAAGAAACUACAAGAAGACUUCAGAAAGAUAUGAAGAAGUACCUUGAAAAUGUAGCAUCUGUAAUAAAGUCAGAGCAGAAAAUUACAACAGACUUAAGUGGGAGUGCACUUUGUCAUCAGAAUGCUGAGCUGAGGAAGCUUGUAGAAGAUUAUCACUCUGUAACCUCACAGUUAUAUAAUUCUGCACGAGAUCUCUCAUCAGUUAACCAGCGAACAUUUCUGGAGCCAUUAAAGAAGUAUGGUGGUAUAUUUAAUAGUGUUGAUUCAGCAUUUCAGCGCCGUGAGCAGCUACUUCAGGAAUGGCGCAACCUUGCAGCAAAAGUUCACAAAUUGGAAGAACGGGAGCGGACAGCUAGUAAUGUUGUGAAACUUGAACGUGAGAAAAAAUCUCUUGAGGUGUCAGCCAAGGAACUGGUGACAUGUCAUGCUUUCCUCCUUUCAGAACUAACUCAGUUUCUUGAGAAAAGGAUCAGUUACUUCCACCCAACACUUCAGGCACUGCUGAGAUCACAACUUGAAUAUUAUGGAAAUACUACCAGACUCUUCACUCACCUUGUACUUGGUACCAAUGCUAAAGAAGGUUCACCUUCAUCAUUAUCUGUUUCAGACUCAGAAUUUGAGGCCAGUAUUAACAGCAAGUUGAUUCGCAUCCGUGCUUUAUCCAUUGUGAAAACCUAAGUUUAUGACAUACUUUGUACAAAAUAGAUCUCCGUAUCGCAGUAUGUUCUGAUUUGUACUGUAUGUUUCAAGUAAGGAUUUACUUCACCUUCUAUCUGAUUGUUAUAUAACAGUAGAAGUCCUGACAAGUUACUUGAUUUCACUUACAAUUUUAAAGUUAUAUAAAUUUUCCACAGUUUUAUUGGUUAAAAUGUGGGAAAUGGAGAUGCAAUACAUGAAAAUGCGUUUCUUAAGAGAAAAGUACACAGCUAAAGUGUGGAUCAUAUCCAAUGACUAUUCCUCCUAUUUUAAGUAUAGAAAAUGUCUGACAUAAUGACUCUAAUAUUCUAGUGUGACUGAGAGUUUCUACUCUGUGCACAUCUAAGCACUUCAUAAAUUUUUGUGGCUAUCUUUGUAGGUUUCACUGUAAUUCCAGCCAUUUCAAAAUGCGGUAACUAGUAUGAAAACUUGUGUUAAAGACUCAGAAGUGGUACAGUCCAGUGCCUUCCCUCCAGCUCAAUAUCUAUAAUUUAUUGUCCCUGUUAUGUGAGUUAUUGGCUUACAGUAAACUCAGUCCAGAAAUGUUAAGGUCAUUUCUCACAUACGCACAUCUCGAUAUUAGUAUUUAUUGGACAAAUGUGUGUUCAAUGAUGAGAUGGUGUUCCCAUAGUAUUUGUUAGAAUUUACAGGUUUUUGCUUGCCUGGUGCAGGGAGUCAUAGUACAGAGGUGAAGAUAAUAUUAUUGAACAACCUCAUUUAUUCUAGCAGCUGCACAUAUUUUAUGUUUUAUACCGAACUGGUACAUUGUAAACAAUUAAAAUACAUCAUCACAUCUUUAAAUAUAUAUAUAUAUCUAUAUAUAUGCAAUUAUUAGCAGGUAUAUAUUGAAAGGUAAACAUAAAUAUUAAUAACUAAUAACAUUUACUUAAUACUUACUGAGUCAGUACUAUGGGUGCCCUGUCAUUUGAAUUAUUAAACCAAUUUUUUAAGUGACAAAUCAGCUACUUCACAAUUAACUUGUUCUGCAAACCAAAUUAUGUUAAUUAAAAUUGGGCUCUGGAUAUCACUACAUGAACAGUAGACAUGCUAUAAUGAUGGUUGAAUCUAUACUCUUGUACUAUAGAGAAUGAGAGAAUUAGUAUCAGCUUACCGAAGGUUUUUCUGUUACACUUCACAGUAUGUAUAAUAAUAAUGUGCUGUGACAUAUAUGUAGAUAUGCAAUUAAAAUUAAGUAAUGAAAUAUUACUUUUUGAUUAAUGAACGGGCAUAUUGAUCAUAAUUAUUGCCCCCUUCAAAAAUAUGCAAAUAUCAAUUACAGUUGUAAAUCAUCAAAUAUUAAUACAAGAUCCUACAUUUUAAUACUGUGCUAUUUCAAAUGCCCAAAAAUUUCUUCUUAGUUUCCAUAAGAAUAGUUUUAUGGUGAUGAAAAUUGGCAGCAAAUACUGUGAUGAUAUAUCAAGGAUUAAAAUCUUACAAAAAGAACUGAUGUUGAAAUCCAGCAAAACUUUAUUUACAACCAAUACUGUCAAACCAGAAAUGGUUGGUCAGUGGCAGUAAAAUAUGAUGUGAGUAAAAAUAAUGACUUGUCAUUUCCUAAAAUAGACUGUGGACUAGUAUUCCACAAAUGGUGCUUUUUCAGGAAGGAAGACAUGACCAGAGUAGAGGGAUGUUGUUUUAUGACAUGUAUAUCUAAUAAUUAUAAACUGUUUUUCUUUUACUUUAUUGUUUAUUGGGGGGAAGUGCUGUCUUAUUAUUUACAGGUACAGAAUAUCUUUAAAAAACUUCAUAAACAGCUGUUAUAUAAAUAGGUAAUAAAAAUUGUUAGUUUAAAAAAUAUCUUUUCCAGAAUUAUUCUAUGAUUUUACCAUUUCCUGGCUAACUGCUAAUUGCAGUGAUAAUAAUUAAAUGGUGGGUCCCUGUUCCUUAACUGUAUGUCACCUAACAGCCCACAACAACCGCCAUUGGCACUCGCACCUCAUUAAUCGUUUAUUUGUAAUAUGCUUAAAAUUAAAUUAUAAAAAAACUAUACAUAUUUUGCACUAUAUUUAUUAUGUCCUACCAGUAAAUAUUUUUAAUAAUAACAAUUAAAUAUGGCUGCCUUUUCAUUUGAAAUGAUUUAAUCUUGUGAGCUAGCUACCAGAAAUGUUUUCUUACAGUCAAUAAAAUAAAAAAACUUAUAAUUAACUCACUAUUAUCUGAUUUCUACGAAUAGGUAAAUUUAGUGUUAGAACACAUUCACAAAAAAUUAUAAUAAACUGUACAGGUAUUAGUAAGUUUUGUUCUGUUUCCUUUGGUACAAAAGUUAUGGCUUCUUUGUUUUACAAUAAAAUGGGAGCUGUAGGCACAAAAGAUGACGACAUUUAAAGUGUGUCAAUAUAGAAGCAAGAAAUAUAAAUCUAUCGCCAAUUUCUGUUUCAUAUAGCUCUCGAGAACUUGCACGAUGGGAACAAGUUUCAGUCAGUUAAACUAAGCUGUGGAAGGUUUGAGAUGUAUCAAGACAUUUUAAAGAACAAUCAUUGCAAAACUGUGGUAUCAUAGGUUUGUGGUAAGGCUGCCCUUUAUGUGAUGUGUACAGUCGGACAUUUCAAAGGGAUGGACACACCCUUUCUGUAAUAUAUUUCAGUAGAAUAUAUAUUAUUUUCAUUCCUGCAA
Messenger RNA from Zootermopsis nevadensis, 3570 nucleotides. Its product is annotated as bridging integrator 3. Gene Ontology annotation, molecular function: protein binding; lipid binding. Lineage: Eukaryota; Metazoa; Arthropoda; Insecta; Blattodea; Termopsidae. Gene Ontology annotation, biological process: endocytosis; plasma membrane tubulation; actin cortical patch localization. The record is from RefSeq and is a predicted model, not a curated record. Gene Ontology annotation, cellular component: cytoplasm; actin cytoskeleton.